AUGAACAAUAAUGUGUACGGUAAAACUAUGGAAAACGUGAGGAAACAUGUUGAUGUCCAAUUAGUCAAUACAGAAAAAAAAAAAGCGAAAAAAUUGGUAGCUGCACCAACCUUUCAUAAUUUCAGAAUUUUUGAUAAUGAUUUGGUUGGAGUACAAAGGUUGAAAAACUGUGUUAGCUUAAACAGGCCCAUAUAUGUAGGAUUUGUCAUACUAGAACUUAGUAAAUAUCAUAUGUACAAUUUUCAUUACAAUCAUAUCAAAAAACAAUAUGGAGAAAGAGCCAAGCUACUUUUUACUGACACAGACUCUCUCACGUACGAAAUUUUAACAGAAGAUGUAUAUCGAGAUAUGAGUUUUCAUACGCAUCUGUACGAUAUGUCAGAUUAUCCGAAGACUCAUGCUUUAUACAAUAUCAAUAAUAAAAAGAAAAUUGGAUGCUUCAAAGAUGAAAUGAAUUCCGAACCAAUACUGGAGUUUAUAGGACUGAGGGCGAAAAUGUACUCUCUACUGUUGGAUGAUGAAAAUUCGUGGCCGGAAAGCUCCAGGGAACUUCUUGGAGGUUCGAAGCAGGGACAUACCCUCCUAAGACCGCACUCCACACCAGCAACUCUUCUGUGGUUGGAAGAGAACUAUGAAACAGCAGAAGGUGUAUGCAUACCAAGAAGUACUCUUUAUAUGCAUUAUGUUGACUUUUGUGCAAAGAAUUUCAUGCAGCCUGUGAAUGCUGCUUCGUUUGGAAAGAUCAUUCGGCAGCAGUUUCCUCAGUUAACUACUCGAAGAUUAGGGACCAGAGGACAAUCCAGGUACCACUAUUAUGGGAUAGCGAUCCGGGAGAGCUCUGCAUAUUUCCAGAUAUCCUUUUCCAAGAAAGGGGCUAUAGGCUGCGAGCCUCGGAGGGAUGCUGCCAAACAGGCGCCUCUUUACUCAACACGCUCCAGAAACGGAACUGUUCUGCCUGAAUUUCCUAGUGUUAAGGACCUCCAUCUGCCUCCAUCUGUAGACAUCGAAAAGAUGAGCACGUUCCUAAUGAUGUACAGAACCCAUUGUCAAAGACUGCUAGAUACCAUUGUUCGAGCCAGUUUUGAUGAAGUACAGAGUUUCCUAUUGCAUUUCUGGCAAGGUAUUCCUCCCCAUCUUCUGCCAGUUUUAGAAUCAAAUGCUCUCAUAAAUUUAGUAGGUGUAUGUGAUUGUAUCCUGUAUCGAACUAUAUCCAACGUCUUGUUGCCAUCCAUGUUACAUACGCUGCCGGAAAGCUUAACAAAAGUGGUCAGGAGGUUUGCCGAAGAACUGGACAGUUGGUUAAAAACAGCCAUUGCUCACCUUCCAGAUAAUCUUAAAGUUGUCAAACUGGAAAUGGCAACGAGGUUUUCUCAUACGUUACGCCGCCAGAUGUCUUUGAAUCACUUGGCUCAAGCGUCUCGAAUGGUUGUCCACAACAGUGACAUAACUUCUCAAAUGUUACAUGACUGGAGGCAACUCGACUUAGAUGCAAUUUGUAGGGAAACACUCUUCAGCACAGAGCACACUGCUACCACUUGUCAGCUAAUAUUAAAACUAGCAAAAGAUUUUGAAACUUUGUUGGAAGAUGAUGCACCUAUUGAGAGCUAUAUUGAGUGGUUAGAGUCUCUUGUCAACAAAUGUGCCGUCCAUGCUUCUGGUAAACGAAAAGGAGGGAGCCGGCGUCUUGCUCGCCAGUUCCUACUUUUAUGGUCUGCAUUUGGUACCCGAGUCAUAAGGGACAUGACGUUACACAGCGCAGCCAGUUUCGGUUCUUUUCAUCUUUUGAGGCUUAUGUUCGACGAUUAUGUUCUAUUUCUCGUCGAAAGCAUUCAUACAGAAGACCAGAUGAAGGAUUUCAUGAGGAAUCUCAUUAACGAUGCACCACCCCACAUUACAGCGUUUUCAGAGUACCAGAACUUGACCACUGGCGUUGAAAUGGAAAACAUGGAAUCUUUUACAGCAAUACACCAAAAUCACAGUUAUGCUUCGUGUUCGUCGGAAUCACCCAACGCUUCUUAUGAAGAAGCGCCUUCAGAAAACCAGACCUCUGCUUGGACAUCCGGCGAAUGCUAUCAAAGUUUCUAUCCCGCAAGCAAUGCUUGCGAUAGCCGAAGACCAUGGAAUUCAUCAUCAAAGCAUGAAAAUAAAGCUUAUAACUAUCAACAAACCGCUCAGUAUUUAAUUGUCAGCCAGGAUGAUGGACUAUCGAUGCAACCUCCAUCACAUUCUGGGUAUGAAGACACCUACGGUCAGCAAGAAGAGAAUACUGUGGAACAAAGUGGUCCAUCUUCAAUAAUGUACACUGCUUCUGGAGCAAUAUAUCAAAGCUAUACUUUUGUUACACAUGACCCUAUGAUACCAGAUGCUACACCUUCGCCUCCUGAUAAAAGAGUUCACCAUCAUCUUACUCUAAGAAUGGAUGGCACUCUAUAUUGCGAUGGUUGAAUACUUGCCUUCAAAUUAAACAAAUCGGAUUUACACUAAGCCUGAGAUAAUCAUCUCAUACUAUGAACAUUUUACAAUACUUGCAGCUUAUAAAAUAUUAAAAAAAAAAAUGUUAGAAACAUUUCAAAAAGUUUUAGAAAUGAUGCAUUGUAUUCACUGCUUUAAUCAAAAUAUGUCAUGAUCAAAAUGGUGCAAGAUUUGAUUUAAAAUUAUCGUGCAAUUCUUCCUCUGUCUUAACAGGUAUUGAAAUAAUUACUAUCGUUCUGUUUGUGACAUUUUGGUAAACACCUUGAAAAUUGUCUUCCAGAAUCAAAGUGUUUUUUUAAAAUUCAUUAUAAUCUUAAAUGUAGGGAAAAAAGGUGGAACAUUGUAUGAAUAAAAUACGAAGAAAGAAGAAGCUAACCAAAAUAAUGAAAGAAAUUUUGAAUCAAUAUGCAAAAUUAUGGUUUUUUUUUAAUCACUUCUCUGAAUACGGAACAAUCAUAUAAAUAAAAUAUAACAGUAGCUUUCUAUGCAAAAUAUAUUUCCAGGGAGUCCUGAAAUAUUUUCAAGAUAUUUAUUUCCUCAAUAUGUACUUAUUUUUAUUUAUUUAAUUGUAGAAAUUAUAACAAAUAUAAAUAGAGUAAUUCAAAUUUUUGUGGUAGUCUGCAUCAGAAGUGCAAUCAUUUGCCUAC
This is a messenger RNA of Stegodyphus dumicola, 3119 nucleotides long. Its product is annotated as transcription factor RFX4-like. The record is from RefSeq and is a predicted model, not a curated record. Gene Ontology annotation, molecular function: DNA-binding transcription factor activity, RNA polymerase II-specific; RNA polymerase II cis-regulatory region sequence-specific DNA binding. NCBI's taxonomy places the organism in Eukaryota, Metazoa, Arthropoda, Arachnida, Araneae, Eresidae. Gene Ontology annotation, biological process: regulation of transcription by RNA polymerase II.